Molecule: messenger RNA, 628 nt
Organism: Centruroides sculpturatus (bark scorpion)
Lineage: Eukaryota; Metazoa; Arthropoda; Arachnida; Scorpiones; Buthidae
Gene: mRpL14
Product: 39S ribosomal protein L14, mitochondrial-like
Exons: 3
Coding region: 82-543 (153 amino acids)
Biological process (GO): translation
Cellular component (GO): mitochondrion; ribosome
Molecular function (GO): structural constituent of ribosome
Source: RefSeq, a predicted model, not a curated record
GUUUUCAUAAGUCACGUUGUAAAUAAAAUCUUGAUUCUUGAGUGGAAAGAAGCAAUUAAUAGGAAUUAAAUCGGGUAAUUUAUGUUGAUAAAGAAGAUGAAUUGUGCUUUAUUUAGAAAAACUAGUACAUUUGUUUCAACUCUGUCUACUGUAAAAUUUAGCACAACUAAUUCAGUUAAUCAUAUUAUGAAGAUGACUAGACUUAGAGUUAUUGACAACAGUGCAUUAGGUAAACAAGCUAUGCUGGAAGGAAAACCACCUGUUUGCAUUCAUGUAUAUAAGAAAGGAAAACCAACAGGUAUUGGAACAAUAGGAGACAAAAUUUUAGUAGCAGUCAAAGGACAGAAAAAGAAAGCAUAUAUUUUAGGUGUAAAACAGAAACAAAAGGCACUCAUUCCAAAAUUUGAUUCUAAUAAUAUAUGUCUUUUAAAUGAUGAUGGUAGUCCAAUGGGGACAAGAAUAACCAUGCCUGUACCUUCUAUGCUUAGAGCAAAGGAAGGUGAUUUCUCUAAGAUUCUUGCUAUAUGUACAAAAUUUGUUUGAAUUUAUUUAAAAAUAUGAUUAAAAAUUUUAAAUAGUUUUUAUGAAAUAUUGCAAAUUAAACUCAUCAAAACAACAUUUCAUAAAA